Scophthalmus maximus (turbot) is the source of this 2504-nucleotide messenger RNA. It is a transcript of the gene asb16, whose product is annotated as ankyrin repeat and SOCS box containing 16. The transcript is spliced from 7 exons. Lineage: Eukaryota; Metazoa; Chordata; Actinopteri; Pleuronectiformes; Scophthalmidae. Gene Ontology annotation, biological process: intracellular signal transduction. Gene Ontology annotation, cellular component: cytoplasm; nucleus. Gene Ontology annotation, molecular function: protein binding. Bases 849 to 2249 code for a protein of 466 amino acids. The record is from RefSeq and is a predicted model, not a curated record.
UAUUAAAAUCAACGUCGAAGCUAACGUGGAUGAGAAAACCUGGAAAUAUAUAUAUUUUUAAUUGUGAUUAGCAACAAAUGGACUUUAUAAUUGGAUUGUUUUGCUUUUUUAUCUGUUAGAUUUGUCAGAAACAGUUAAGUGUUUCUGUUCAAAAAACCCAUUCUGAUCUUUUUCUUAUCAAUUUUUUUCGUUGUUUUUUUUUUGCAUUUUUACAACAAGAAAGCAACUUGACAUAAUCUGUAAGUAAUGUAAACAGUGAAAAACUGUCCAUAGAAUAUAUUUUUUCCAUCAGUCCAUUUGCAAAAAUUGUUUGCAUGAUGACUCACUGCAUGUCCAAACUUCAGAUUUAUAGGAAAUUACAUUAAAUGUCACAGUGCAAAUGUCCUCGUCAUGUGUUUAGAUCAUGAGGAAGCUAUCAAUGGCUUGAUUUAAAAAAAAUAACCAUUAAAAAAAAUAAUUGUCUGCCUAUUGAAAAACAAAAGUUGCAAACCAAAAUAUUGUUAUUGUUUAGGACACAUUUUAAAAGUUGUGACUAAAAUUUGGAUGUUGACAUCUUGACGUUUCUUUGUUUCUUUGGUGUUCUUGGCUGUUUUGUUCAGCUGCAUGCUGGACCAAUGCCUCCAUCUAGUGGUUAUACUGGACAAGUCAAGUGUCAGCUUGCAUUCUGGUCUAUUAAUACCUAGUGCUGAAGUUGUGUUUGAGCAACAAUCUUGUGACUGAGCUCACAGAGAGAGAGGUCGUUGCAUUGGGUGGUUUAACUUUGAGUUGAGAAGCAGAUUAUUACAGUUAUAUAAGUUUUUGCUUGUCCUCUACCUGGGCGCCUGUGGCUUACAGCAGCUCCAGGUGUUAUGUCAGGGAACACGUUUCCGUUCACGUCCACGUCACUGCGCUCUCUGAGGCUGGAGCAGGAGUUGCAGGAGUGGGAGGAUGCUCGACGGGCGCUGGCUCACAGGAGAGCCCUGACCCGGGCCCCACUGCCCCCAGCCCCGAGGCCUCCUCCCAGGCCGCAGCAGCGGCGGCUCCAGGAGGUCAGGGCCCCUCCACCCCAGCUCCGGUGCAGGGACACGGCCGUCCACAACACCUUCAUGUGCGGAGACAUGAAGGGAGUGUACGCGGUGCUGAAGGACUCAGCAAUGGUCAACGCUCUGAUGGAGACGGUGCAUGAGGAGAUGGUGUGGGCUCCAGAGAUGGGCAUGUGGACACUGAGCUCCAGGGUGAAACAGACGUCAGCGUUACGCCUGGCCGCCAGCAGAGGACACGCAGGGUGUGUGGAGGAGCUGCUGUUUCGUGGAGCCGAGGUGAACGACGACCCCGGAGGCAACACGGCCCUCCACGACGCCUGCAUGGGCGGCCACGCAGUCUGCGUUAGGCUGCUGCUUUCUCACGGAGCAGACCCUGAACUGCUGACCGCAGACGGCAGUGCUCCCCUUCACCUCUGCAGCUCGGCCCAGUCGUUCCUCUGUGCCGAGAUGCUGUUAGAGGGAGGUGCAGAAGUCGACGUGAGGAUGAGCGAGUCGAGGCUCACGCCUCUGCACGUGGCGGCUCGGCGAGGCCUCGAGGAGCACGUGGAGCUCUUCCUGAGCCACAGCGCAGACGUGCUGGCCACAAAUCGAGAGGGGGAGACUCCUCUGAACGCCGCCUGCUCCGGAGCCGAGAGGCCGUCGGAGUCCGGCCGCUACCUCAGGGUGAUUCAGAUGCUGCUGGGUGCAGGCGCCGACCCCAGAACAGCGGGCAGGAAGCAGCACACGCCUCUGCACAACGCUUGCGCAAACUGCUCCUCCAGGAUCGUGGACGUCCUCUUGCAGCACGGAGCAAAGGCUGACGUCGCAAACAGUGCUGGAUACACACCGAUGGACUGUCUGUUGCAGGUGGUGGAGGAUUACCUGGACCAGCAACCAGAAGCCAUAGCACGAUCACUUCUGAACCACGGAGCCAAGUGUGUUCCACCAAAGAUGCUGAAGCAGUGCGUCCUCUCUCCUGCCACUCUGGAGGUGAUGCUGAACUCGUACACAUCCGUCCCUCCCUGUGACUGGAUCGACUCUCUGUCCGCUGAUAUAUCUGAGGAACAUCGGCCUUUCUUCGAGCUGGUGCUUCGGCGGAGUGGUCAGCCUCGCUCUCUGCAGCACAUCUGUCGAUGUGCGUUACGCCGGCACCUCGGGGCCCAGUGUUACUCAGCAGUCGGUCAACUGGACAUUCCCAGCUCUGUGAGGGAUUAUGUGCUGCUGCGUGACGACGGGACGCUCCAGUGACUCCAUGUUGUCUGAGAUGACAGGGGGCUGCAUUUUCAUAAACACUGUCUGAAAUGUACUGAUUCCAAAAUGUAAUUGUAUAAUUGAAAAAAAAAAAUCUUUAUUUUAGUGUGGACUUUCUUGAAGGAAAUACAAGCAACUACGAAUGGAUUAUUGUUGUUUUACAUUUUCCUUCAUAUGAGUUUUAUAUGAUGCUAUACAGCUAUAUGUAUGUGUGUAUAUGCAUGUAUGUAUAAAUUAUUUACUUUUACUCAA